Aaosphaeria arxii CBS 175.79 is the source of this 1902-nucleotide messenger RNA. RefSeq lists its product as uncharacterized. NCBI's taxonomy places the organism in Eukaryota, Fungi, Ascomycota, Dothideomycetes, Pleosporales. Bases 1 to 1902 code for a protein of 633 amino acids. Gene Ontology annotation, biological process: DNA-templated transcription initiation. Gene Ontology annotation, cellular component: transcription factor TFIID complex. The record is from RefSeq and is a predicted model, not a curated record. The transcript is spliced from 2 exons.
AUGGCGAGUCCAUACAGCAAUCCGUACGGCCAUAGCCAUCAGAAUCAGGCCACCAUUCCGCCGCUUCAGACGAACAACCUCCCGCCGCAGCAGCAGCCGACCCAACGCCCCUUCUCCCCGCCCUCAUAUCAACAGUCGCCAGGCGCCAUGUCACCCAGCAUGGGCAUCCCACCAGCGAAACGGCAGCGUCUUUCGCCAAAUCCACCAUCGCCGUAUCAGUCGCCCUUCUCUGCUCCUUCCUAUGGCAACACUUCGCCCUAUGCUGCAGGCUCUCCACCUGUUGGCCAUCAUGCUUCAUUGCCCCAGUCACCCGCCGCUGGCUAUCCAUCUCACUCAUUUCACCAACCCCAGCCUUACCCGCAUGCAAACGACUCCAACUUAAACGCUCGCCCGCCUCCUGGUGCUAUGCCACCGCCCAAAGUUCCCUACAGCAAGGCUCAGAACGACGGAGAGUUGGAAAAGGCGAACCCGCGCGACAUGGAUGUUAACAACAUCAGUGACGUUUUGACGGGUUCAGGUAUCGAUCUGCGGGCAGAGGAAGACAACCUGCUGCAUACAUUCCGAAAUCAGACCUAUGGAAACUCGUUCAACUCCCAGGCGUCCGGUUCUACUCUGUCACCCCACGGCAGCUUCAAUAAUUGGUCGCAGGGGGCAAAUGGCGCUGGCGCUUUUCAGGGUGCCGGUCCAUUGAGCCAACCUGUCACCAAAGAACAGCAGGAAGCAGAGCUUGCUCGAAAACAUUCGCAGGCGGCACGCGCAUAUGCCGAGGUUGCUCAGGCUCCGUUGGCCGAUCCGUUCCUACAUGCAACCCAGAUCAGGCAGCGCAUAUCGACUAGAGUAUAUGAGCAUGGCUUAAAAUUGAACCUCGAGGGUCUCUUCGAUAAGAUUCCUGACACCCCACAAAAUGUCACACGAGCUUCUAUAAAUGGAUCGGACGGUGAAUCAGUUGCUGCCUUACAGGCCGAUAGUUUGCUCAAUCACGGAGCGCCUUUCGUCGACAUACUCAGCCUUAUAUCUCUAGCUGCCGAGGAACGCCUACGAAGUGUGCUGGAAGAUGCAUUUACUUUGAGCCAAGGUCGCCAAAAUAGCUCUCACGGUGUUGUGCCGCCUGCUCUGGCAGACAUUGCCAUUGCUAGCGCUGGCUCACGGCAGACCACUGCAGUUCCGACAAACAUUUCCAAGACCGCAUGGGAGGCACCAGACAGUGCCAUUAGUCCCCUGACGGUCACGACGGAUAAGAAAGUCAACGCUGCACGGCUACCUACCCCGCCAACCGAAGCACCCCCGACUCCGCAGCCGACGAUCUCACUACCCAAUCAUAUCGCGAACGCACUGAAGCGAAAAGUCACAGAUGACUACAAAUGGGAAGAAGCUCGUCUUGCAAAGAGGAAGAAGAGGCUACAAGCUGCCUCCGGCGCACCUGCAGAAACGCCCACAGCCGCUCCAAUUCAACUCCCAGACAAGAUCACAAAGAAAGAACAGAUGCGCAUGGCCAAAGCUGGUCAGACAGAAGAUGUCCUUCAUCGGAAAGCCAACGAGACAGCCAGCAUGGCACUCGGUGGAAAGAAGAAGUACUCUUGGAUGACAGGAGGCGGUGGAGGGGGCGGCGGUGGUGGUGCGUCAGGUACUUCUACGCCUAGUCGGAUAAACACAAGUGCAGGCAGCGCGAGCGGCGCCAGCACUCCCGCACAAGUCCCAGUUGAUCGUGCACUCGUAGGUCUUAAGAGAACGUACGGCGGCUCUCUGGAGACUGGAGAUCCAGGCAAGAGAUUACAAGUACGCGACAUCAUUCAUGUCCUACAUGUUGAUGGCAAGGAAAGAAAGACACUCGCAACAGUGCUAGCAAGGCUAAAGAAUGUGGAGAAGGACGAGGAGAAGAAGCCUACAAGUAGUGUUCGUUAG